GGCCGGAGGAGGGCGAGGCGGCGGCGGCGGCGGAGGGCUGGGCGGGCGGCGGCGGGGGGCGUCUGCGGCCCUCCUCGUACCGGGCGCUGCGCAGCGCCGUCUCCACCCUGGCGCGCAUCGACGACUUCUACUGCGAGAAGAUCGGCGCCGGCUUCUUCUCCGAGGUCUUCAAGGUGAGGCACCGGCAGUCCGGCCAGAUCAUGGUGCUGAAGAUGAACAAGCUGAUGAGCAACCGGGCCAACAUGCUGCGGGAGGUGCAGCUCAUGAACCGCCUCUCCCACCCCAACAUCCUCCGGUUCAUGGGUGUCUGUGUGCACCAGGGCCAGCUGCAUGCGCUCACAGAGUACAUCAACGGGGGGAACCUGGAGCAGCUGCUGGACAGCCCCGUCCCUCUGCCUUGGCCCGUGCGGGGCAAGCUGGCCCUGGAUGUCGCUCGGGGCCUGCGCUACCUCCACAGCAAGGGCAUCUUCCACCGCGACCUCACCUCCAAGAACUGCCUGGUUAAAUGUGACGACAACGGAUACACGGCUGUCGUGGGCGACUUCGGCCUGGCGGAGAAAAUCCCCACCUACAGUGAGGGUGGCGAGAAGGAGCCCCUGGCCGUGGUGGGCUCCCCGUACUGGAUGGCCCCUGAGGUUCUGCGUGGGGAGCUGUACAAUGAGAAGGCUGACGUCUUUGCGUACGGCAUCAUCCUCUGUGAGAUCUUGGCCCGGGUGCCAGCUGACCCCGACUACUUGCCCCGCACUGAGGACUUUGGGCUGGAUGCGGCUGCCUUCUGCACCCUGGUGGGAGCUGACUGCCCGGCGCCUUUCCUCCAGUUGGCUUUUCAUUGCUGCAGCAUGGAGCCCGCAGCCCGGCCUUCCUUCCUGGAGAUCACGCAGCACCUGGAAGCCGUCCUGGAGGAGCAGCGCAAAGCUGGGGACUCCGCCCUCCAGCGCGAGGGGCCCAGCCCCCCCGGGAGCCCCAGCUUGGCCCUGAACGGCCAAGCAGCAGCUGCAGUGGUCCAGGAGGUGAAGCCCCGCAAGCCUCUGUCGGGCCUGCCCGCCCAGCAGCUCCUCCCGCCAGACCAGCGCCUCUCCCGCAGCCAGUCGGACGUCUUCCCGCCAGGCUCGCCCCGCCUGCCCCGCGCUGCCGCCCCGGAGGCCACCCCGCCGCGGGUCAACCCCUUCUCGCGCCGCCAGGACCUCCAGGGGGGCCGGAUCAAGCUCUUCGACACGCCCAGCAAGUCCCUCAUCUCGCUGACCUUCGCCCUGCCGCCCCCCUCGCCCUUCCCGCCCCCCGGGGCACCCAUCACGCCUGAGCCGGCGGUGGAGGCGCAAUGUGACUUCUCCUCUGCGGAGCCUGCGCCCCCCCGGCGCAAGUGCCGCUCGCUGCCCGCCUCCCCAGAGCCCCCUCGCCGAGGGCAGCCGCCCCAGCCCCCCGGCAGCCCCCCCACCUUCCUGGCCCUGGACUGCAGCCGCCUCCCCCCCUCUCCCUCCGGCCCGCCCCUCCGGCCCACGGACUUCUGCCGCGGCCCCGACGGCCCCGCCGCACCCAACGGCACCCCGACCUGCAUCCGCACGGACCUCUCCGGCCCCCCGCCCCGCUGCUGGCCCCCCAACGGCCUCCUUGUCGCCAAGGCCCACCAGGGCUGGGGCGGGGGGCUGUCGGAGCUCAGCACGGCCCCCAGCACUGUGGAUGGCGGGCAGCCGGAGGAGCAAGUGGUGGCCAGGGGUGGCGCCCCGGACUCGGAGGAGGCCCUGCCUUGCCCCGCCUGCUGCCUCGGCCCCUUCACCUUCAGCCUCGCCUCCGUCUGCCGCCGGCCGGCCGCCAGCGCCCCCCGCUACCGUAGCUUGGGCUGCGAGGCCAAGAGCCUCCUGUGCCCACAGCGCCAGCAGCAGCAGCACAAGGGGGGGCCGCCAGGAGCCGGGCAGGCCGAGCCCAGCCGCAAACUGCCUGAAGCUCAGUCCUAG
Messenger RNA from Heteronotia binoei (common prickly gecko), 1952 nucleotides. It is a transcript of the gene TESK1, whose product is annotated as testis associated actin remodelling kinase 1. The transcript is spliced from 10 exons. NCBI's taxonomy places the organism in Eukaryota, Metazoa, Chordata, Lepidosauria, Squamata, Gekkonidae. Bases 201 to 1952 code for a protein of 583 amino acids. Gene Ontology annotation, cellular component: nucleus; cytoplasm. Gene Ontology annotation, molecular function: ATP binding; protein serine/threonine kinase activity. Gene Ontology annotation, biological process: actin cytoskeleton organization; positive regulation of stress fiber assembly; protein phosphorylation. The record is from RefSeq and is a predicted model, not a curated record.